Molecule: messenger RNA, 942 nt
Organism: Anastrepha obliqua
Lineage: Eukaryota; Metazoa; Arthropoda; Insecta; Diptera; Tephritidae
Product: histone H3.3 type c-like
Exons: 1
Coding region: 81-806 (241 amino acids)
Cellular component (GO): nucleosome
Molecular function (GO): DNA binding; structural constituent of chromatin; protein heterodimerization activity
Source: RefSeq, a predicted model, not a curated record
CUGAUAUACAUAUAUUGUUGAAUUUUAAUAAUUUAUUGAAUACAUCUAAAAAAUUUUCGUGCUGUUCCCUAAACUAACUAAUGCAGCCACGUAAGAAACCCGGUCCAAAGUCGCGCAAAGCCAUUAAUUCUGCAAAUAAAAAAGUUACAGAUGCCAGCAAGCUACCAUUUGCCGAUUUGGGCGAGACGGACACCAGCUGCUCUGAGGGAAGUUUAGUAGCGUCAGAUGAUCGCGAGUUUCACUCGCCGUCCCGUAAUAAUGCUGAUACUGAUUAUGGUUUGGAAUUUACAGCUAGCGGUAGUGGGUAUUUUCCGAAUGUGUCUAAACAACAACGUCCAGAUGGAAUUGCCUCAAAUUUGGGCAAGAAAAAUGAGAACUGCUCAGGGGCAAUUACUCAACGAGAAGAAUCAUCAACUACACAAGUUGCUCCUACUCCACGAAAGCCGCUAGAGGGACCAGAAAAUCUGCUUGGUGCCCAAACUACGUCUGUAUCCCGUAAAAAGACGACUCGUAAAAGCAAGAGCCAGUUUAAGGCCUUGAAAGAUUACCAAAAGUUAGCAUUACGCGUGGAUUUUAUGAUACCUCGUGCAGCGUUUGCGCGCGUUGUACGCGAAAUUAUGAUGAGCAUAGAUACUGAUGUGAGAUACAUAACAGCAACUGCGUUAGAGGCUCUGCAAGUCGCCACCGAAGCUUACGUUGAAGGGCGCUUGGAGGAUGCAAAUCUACUGGCUUUGCAUUCACGUAGAGUUACGUUAAUGGCGAAAGAUAUGGAGCUUGUAAACUUUUUACGAAAUAAUAUUCGAUAGGAGGGCAAAUUUUGUUGAGCGUUUUUUUUUUUUGUAUAAUUAAGCUAAUUUUAAAAUUUGUUUCAUGCCUGUUAUCAUUUUUAGAAAAAUAUAGAUUAUACAUUUAUGUGCAACUAUUAAAACCUUAAAUUUGAAA